AUGCUGGCAGCUGAUGGCAAGUGGGUGGCCAGUGAUACCUGUCUCCAGGAGCUGCCGUUUAUCUGCCAGAUAUCUGACAAGAACGUCGUUUAUCCACCGACUGUCCUUCCAGCGAAAGGUAGCUGUGACCCAGGCUGGGUAGCAUAUGGCUUCUCCUGCUACUAUUUUGACAACGGCGCCUCUGUCACAUGGCUGCAGGCCAACCAGAGAUGUCAGGAUUUCGGAGCACAUAUGGUGGAAGUGAAAAGCGCUAGAGAAAUGUCCUUCAUCGACAAGAAAAUGGUAGCCGCGUCGUGGCUUGGAUUUACCGACAGACGACGUGAAGGCCAUUGGACCCCGUAUGCGAACUGGGCCCCCAAAAGGCCAGAUGACUUCCAUGACGGCCUCAGCGAACACUGCGCUAUCAUCCUGGCGGGAGAUCCACAGGGACUCUGGGACGACGUACCCUGUGACCAACUGAAUGCUUACAUUUGUGAAAAGGUCAUAGGCCCAUCCACCACAUCGGGGCCAGCCACUUCAGAAACUGCUGUAUCGGUAAAAUGUGGACUGUUCUGGGAAGACAACCCUCUAAGUGAUCACUGUUAUCAGUUCAACACAGACACGUUGUCGUGGACAGAGGCCCAGCUACAGUGUCAACACAAUGGCGGAGACCUGGCCAGUAUCACUAGUUUAGAGGAGCAAUUGUAUAUCUCAGGUUCAUCAGGUUCUGGUUUGGGUUCCUCUUGUAUGGAAAUGGACGCCUCUACCGGGGUUUGGAGAGACGACCAGUGCCAGAGCAGAAGAGGUUAUGUCUGCAAAAAGCAGGGUAAUAUCUCAAGCACCACUCCACCUUCAACGUCGGUGACAACUAGUUCUCCAGGGUAUCCUUCGUGUCAGGAAGACUGGGCGCUGUACAGGGACCACUGCUACAGAGUGUUUGAAGACAAGAACACGUGGUCACAGGCCAAGGGUUCCUGUCGACGCAUGGGUGGAGAUCUAGCGUCCAUUUUGACUGCCAACGAGAAUAGUUUUGUGACCAGUUUGGCAGGCGAAGAAGAUGUGGAUCCCAGUGAAUUCUGGACCGGACUGAAUGCUGGAAGGAAUACAAACCAGUAUGAAUGGUCAGAUGGUUCCUCAGUGACCGUUACGUACUGGGCGGCCAAUGAACCUGACCUACAUAGUAGAGAGCACUGUGUUAGUCUGUAUACCUCAGAUGACAAGGUCGGUAAGUGGAAUGGGAAUGCUUGUGACCAGUGGCUUCCAUAUAUAUGCAAGAAACCAGCGGCUAAGAUGGUGUCGCCACCUGUCGUGGGGUUUAAAGGUUGUCAGCAGGACGUGCGUGCUGCAUAUAAAGGUUCCUGUUAUACCUUAUCAAAUACUGGUACAACGUGGUCAGAUGCUAAUAGACUGUGCAACAGUUCCGGUGGUAACCUGAUUGCUAUAAACGACCAGUAA
Lingula anatina is the source of this 1434-nucleotide messenger RNA. Its product is annotated as lymphocyte antigen 75. NCBI's taxonomy places the organism in Eukaryota, Metazoa, Brachiopoda, Lingulata, Lingulida, Lingulidae. The record is from RefSeq and is a predicted model, not a curated record.